This is a messenger RNA of Oncorhynchus tshawytscha (Chinook salmon), 4715 nucleotides long. Its product is annotated as pseudouridylate synthase 7 homolog. The transcript is spliced from 17 exons. Gene Ontology annotation, cellular component: nucleus. The record is from RefSeq and is a predicted model, not a curated record. Gene Ontology annotation, biological process: pseudouridine synthesis. Gene Ontology annotation, molecular function: RNA binding; pseudouridine synthase activity. The coding region runs from base 92 to 2044 and encodes 650 amino acids. Lineage: Eukaryota; Metazoa; Chordata; Actinopteri; Salmoniformes; Salmonidae.
UUACUUUUUCCGGAUUCGAGCACACACACACACGUGUGUAGGAAAACUGGGGUACUUCGCUGUGAGUACUCUACUGAAUAACUUGUGUCCUAUGGCGGAUGCAGAGCCCAUGCUGGUCCCUGCCCCUGGGCGGGAGAAAAGGGCCUGCCCUGCCUUGGAGGAUGAGGUGGCCCACAGCACCAAGAGACCCAGAGUCCAGAAGGAUGAGAACAACAGAGGAGGACACUCUCACAAGCCAGCCCAGGAUGAGGCAGAAGAACCAGAGGGGGAGGAGACAGAGCCACUGGAAGAGGAGGAUGGAGAAGGGGCCGGGUUAGGUUCUGGAGAGGCUUUUGCAGAGAUGAUGAAGCAUGGGCUCACAGAGCUGGAUGUGGGGAUUCUGAAAUGUGUCAGUGAACACAAGGGCUUCUCUGGGAUCCUCAAGGAGAGGUACUCUGACUUUGUCGUACAUGAGGUCAACAAAGAAGGCAAGACAGUGCAGUUGGAUGAUCUCUCGGUCCCUGAGGAGGCUGAGGAAGCCAGUGUGGCAGAGCAGCCAGGGUCUGAGGUUUUCACAGAGGAGCAGAAACACCAACUUGAGCAGCUGCAGCUCUUCAAGAAAAAAGAGGGCAACGUGUCCAUAGAGAUGGCGGAUGACACCAAAGAGAAACGGACCCUGGUCCACAAAGCUGUCAAGACCCUGUACCCUGGACUGGAGACCAAGACAGAGGAGCGGGAGGGAAAGAAGUUCAUCGUGGCCUACCACGCAGCCGGGCAGAAAGCACUCGCAGAGGUCAACAUCGCUGCAGCCCCCAGGAAACACUCCUGGCCUAAGAGCCGUGGGGCCUUCUGCCACUUUGUCCUUUACAAAGAGAACAAGGACACCAUGGAGGCCAUCAACGUGCUGUCCAAGUUCCUCAGGAUGAGGCCUAAUGUGUUCUCUUACAUGGGGACCAAGGACAAGAGAGCCAUCACUGUGCAGGAGAUUGCAGUUCUCAAGGUCACAGCAGAAAGACUGUCUCACCUUAACAAGUGCCUCAAUAACUUCAAGCUGGGAAACUUCUGCUACAAGAAACACCCUCUGAAACUGGGGGAACUACGGGGAAAUCAUUUCACUGUGGUCAUCAGGAACAUCACCGGGACAGAUGACCAGGUCCAGCAGGCCAUGACCUCCCUCAGAGAGACAGGCUUUAUCAACUACUACGGCAUGCAGCGCUUUGGCACCACUGCCGUGCCCACACACCAGGUUGGCAAAGCCAUCCUGCAAGACAACUGGAAUGAAGUGAUAGAUCUGAUCCUGAAGCCUCGCCCUGGAGCGGAGAAAGGUUACCUAGUGAAGUGUCGUGAGGAGUGGGCCCAGUCCCAGGACCCAGAGGCAGCGCUUAAGAAGCUACCUGUGAAACGCUGUGUGGAGGGACAGCUGCUCCGAGGCCUCUCCAUGUACGGCAAGAAGAACAUCAUCACUGCAUUUGCCAUGAUCCCUCGUAACAACCGACUGAUGUACAUCCACAGCUACCAGAGCUUUAUGUGGAACACCAUGGUCAGCAGACGCAUUGAGGCCUUCGGGCUGAAGGCUGUGGAGGGAGACCUCGUGCUCAGAGGAGGCACUGCGUUCGUGCUGUCUGCAGCCGAGGCAGAGACCCACUCUAUUCAGGACGUGGUGAUGCCCCUACCAGGGUUUGAUGUCAUCUACCCCACUCACCACGUGGGGAAGGGCUACAGGGAGAAGCUGAGUGCAGAUAACCUGGACAUUGACAACAUGAGACACAGGGUGAGGGACUACUCUCUGGCCGGGGCCUACCGACGCAUCCUCAUCAAACCCAGUGACGUCAGCUGGGAGGUGAUUAACUAUGAUGACCCUCGUAUCUCUCUGGUUCACACUGAUGUGGAGAAACUAGAGGACCAACCUCCUCCGGUCUUCAACAAAGAGGGGAAGUACAGGGCUUUGAGGAUGGAGUUCUCUCUGCCUCCCUCCACCUAUGCCACCAUGGCCAUCAGAGAGGUGCUCAAGAUGGACACCAGCAUCAAGAACCAGACCCAGCUCAACACCAUCUGGCUCAACUAACACAACACGGAACAACAUUUUACUGAGCUGUAUCCAGCGAUGUCGAAUGUUGUAGAUAGAAAUGUAAUGAAUAGAGCUGACACGAUUCCCCUAUUCGAUAUGACGAUCAUAUCUUGUCUACGCGAUACAUUUCUAUCUGAACCUUCUGUAUUGUUACUUUCUCCUCAAUAGGCCCUUGAACUAAAUAUAGGUCUAGACUACUGGGCUGUUUUUACAGGCUGCAGAGCAGUCCAUACUGUAUGUGCGAGUAUCUGUAGACUGGGAGUGUGUUUGGUACUUUGCCAAGCCAAAAGUCAUUCCUCAAGGUGUGUCAUAGUGAUGAUGUAAAUCAUCAUAGCCACCCACACAACCAAGAGCAACAUCUCUGUUGUUAUUUCCUUUUUUUUUAUCAGGAGGUUUUAAAGCGUUCCUGCACUGGUGGGGUUCAGAGAGAUGAUUUUGAAAUGAGUGAUGUGCUGCCUAAGCACUUACAGGUGACGUCUAGGAGUUUCUCAGUAACCCAUGGGGGUGUUCUGAGGUAGGGCUGGGACGAUAAACCUAAAAUGAUCGAUAUGGCCACUUUUACAUGCAGCAUUUUGCUGAUACCAUUCACUACCAUAACAGUAGCUAAUAUGGGUGAUGGCUACAACAAACUAGUAGUAAUACUAAACAGUGGUGCACAUUACUGUUCUAAUCGUAGUGUUCUAUGUAUUGUUAUCGUAUCAAUUCAGGCAAUCUAUCGCAAUAUCUAUUCUCUGGAACUCUGGUAGAAAGAUUUCCUCUUUAAGGGCCACCAACUCGACUCUGUCACCCACUUCCCCAAAGACAGAUACAAAGACUUGACGCCCCUGCUACUUCCCACAGGACUACAAUGAACUGUCUCUGAUUGUACGGAAUUAUCGUUUACUUUUUUUAACUAAAAUUCUUUUUUUUGUUCUUUUUUUUGAAACAAGCUCUUUUUUUAAAAUUCUUUUUUUUACAGAGCGAGAAUUGAAAUGUUGAGUGAAGACUGUUGGAGAAGGUUUGUUUCAUCAGACAUUUGAGAUACAGCAUUCUGUUCCAGCCUGUGCCACUUUCAGAGUAUCAUGACGCCUAUAGUAACUAUUCAGCCCAAGAAGAUCAGUCCUAUGAAUUACAGUUCCAUUGUAAAACAAUGGGAGCAUCUACUGUCAUAAAACUAAUGUUGCUUGACUAAAACACUUUUAUUCAAUAGACAUGUAUAGUAGUGUUGUGCUUUGGGGGCACUUAUUUCUGGUUGGUGGCAGUAAAGAUGCAUCUUGGCAAUGAUAGAUCAGUGUUCUGUUUUGGGUUCCAGUCGGCACUGAGACAAUGCCCCGGUUGCUGCUGAUCAUGGCAGGUGCUGUGGAGCUUACCGUCUGGCAGGGUGGCUCUUGCCAGCUGGCAGUAGUUAUUGUAGUGAUUGCUUGCUAUCAGUGCCAUGUCUCCAAUCUGUGUUUGACAGGAUCCAGUCACCAGCCAGUUACCCUGGUAUACUGAGAAGGAUCUCAUGCAGUUUUACUUAAUUUUCUGUUAUGUCAUGCUCUGAAAACAAAUCUCUAACGGAGCACUUCAGAUUUGUUUAUAUAUUUGAAUCUGUGUUAGUGUGAUUUUCUUCCGUAUCCCCCUAGCACAUUAUUUUCUAGCAGGACUGGUGUAACCUUGAGUGACCACCAUAUUUUUCUUUUUUACAUGGCCUAAGAUAUUAUACCAAUUCAUAUCACAAGGGAGAGAAGUUUUGACUUUUACUUAAAACAUUUUUUUUUACCUCAACAUCUGCACGUCACACUUUAUUAUUCAAUUUCAUUAACAAAAUUCAAAAUGUCCACGUUCCUUGGUAUGAAAACCAAUCAAAACUGUCCUGUGGUCAGGUGAGACAAACAUCUCUAAUAAAUACACAAUAAAUGUGUUCCUCUAAGUCCAAUAUAAAGUUGUAUUGCUCUGCAGUGUGUUUUACAGGUACAGCUAUUUACAUUCCCUCAACUUUGCUUUAAAGUUGUGUUCCCGUCCUUCUGGCAUUGAAGUCCUUACAACUCUGUUGAAAGAGAUCUGGAACUGCUUUGAUUUAUGAGCAGAUGACCUGCUACAAACUCCUAUGUGAUUCUCCAUCCGUAUUGUACAUUGUUAUUCUAUGCACACUGCAGUAUGGAUAAGUCUACUUCUAACCGGUGAGAUGAAAUGGGCUAUCUAUAAUUAUCUUUAUUGUCCCAAUUUGAGAUAUGUGUAGUGGUCAGGAUAAAAACAACAAAACAAUAUAUUUAAAAAAAAAAAACACGACUGAAACUGACAGAAGUAGUGGCUAGCUAAGGUGUCGGCUAUCUUGGUCAACUGUAGAACAUCUACCACUGGUGGACAGUGUGAUGACUGGGAAAGUGAGGAACGGUAUGGCUCUGGUCAGGUGGGUCUGAAGGGACAGAGACAGAAUGUGGGGUGAGCUGUUGUAAAUUUUCAAGGGAUAUGUUCAGUGUUGCACUGUGAUGUUAUGCCUUUCAUAGACUCCUGUUAUGUCUGCACCCUAACACAAGGCCAUUGUGUUCUGGAACUGUUGCUUGUAUGAAAUAACUUGCGUAAAUAAUAUGAUUGCGUUAUCACCUCCCACUAUGUAAGGGACAUGGAACCAUUUACUCCUGAGUUCUUCCCUGUGAAAUCAGAUCUCCCUCCCCUGCAGUUGCUUGAUUAAAGUUAUACAAUUGAA